CCACUUUACGCGCGAAGCUCCAUUAGUCGCGUCUCGUUCACGGUUCCCAACUACGCUCCAAAUUGCAUCUUUACGUUACAGGCCUCAGAUUUUGGAUUGCGCUUGGAUUUUGGUAGAAACAGCAUUAUUAAUCUUGGAGUUCAUCAUGGCAGUCAAAAAAGAAGCGGCCGAAAUGAGCGCCUUUGAGCGCCGGCGUCUCGAAAACAUUGCCGCCAAUCGCGCCAUUCUCACGGACAUUUCCACCACAGCCAAGAAGGUCAUUCCCAAUAAGCCCGCCGCGAAGCCGACGUCGAAGCGAAGAAGAAGCGAGCCUGUGCAGAGGGAAUCGACUCGACCAACGAGAAUCAGCUCGCGAUUGGCGGGCAUUGAAGCCGACAAUGAGACGCUGAAGCGCAAGCUGGAAGUGGAAGCAGAGCAUCAGGCAGAGAUUCACAAGGCCAAGAAGCUGAGGAAUGGCGAUGAUAUGAACCUGGGCGAUAUCAGUGUCGAUGGCAAGAAGUGGUCUAGCGGCUUUGACGGCAUCAAGGACCUUGUGCGUGGCGCACAACCUGGCGUGCGAACGUUUACGGAAGACGAUGUAAAGAACACGGCCGACGACGCAGAGAUUAAGGAAUUGCGCAAGACAAUGGGCAAUCUCAAGAUUUACGAGCACUGGGCACCCAACGAUAUCAAAAUCACACCGCAGCGAGUAUACGCACUGGGCUUCCACCCCAUCGAAGACAAGCCCAUCAUCUUUGCUGGCGAUAAAGAGGGCGCCAUGGGUAUCUUUGACGCGUCUCAGACAGCCCCGGAAGUAGACGAUGAAGACGACGACAUUCCCGACCCUGUUAUUUCGGCAUUCAAGACACACGCCCGAACCAUUACAUCAUUUGUGUUUUCGCCAUCAGACGCCAAUGCUGUAUACUCGUCGUCGUACGACUCAUCGAUCCGCAAGAUGGAUCUUGAAAAGGGCACAUCUGUGCAAGUCUUUGCACCAUCAGACUCGAGCAUCGACAUGCCGAUAUCUGCCAUGGACAUGACGGCAUCCGACCCCAACAUGCUCUACUUCUCGACGCUACAUGGCGCCGUUGGCCGCUACGACUUGCGUACGCCAGACAGCGAAGAGCUCUGGGAGCUGUCGGAGCAAAAGAUUGGUGGUUUCUCUUUGCACCCCCUCCAGCCUCACCUGGUAGCUACUGCAUCGCUUGAUAGAACCCUCAAGAUUUGGGAUCUGCGCAAAAUUACAGGCAAGGGAGACCUGCGACAUCCCGCGCUUCUAGGCGAGCACGAUUCGCGCUUAUCUGUUUCACAUGCGGCCUGGAGCGCGGCCGGUCACAUCGCGACGUCAUCCUACGACGACACCAUCAAGAUCUACGACUUUACCGACAGCUCCAAGUGGUCAGCAGGCUAUGAUAUCCCUGAAGAUGACAUGAAGCCCGCACACACGGUCAAGCAUAACUGUCAGACGGGCCGCUGGGUCACUAUCCUUAAGCCCCAAUGGCAGAAACAGCCGCGCGACGGUAUCCAGCGCUUUGUGAUUGCCAAUAUGAAUCGCUUUGUGGAUAUAUAUGCGGCGAAUGGUAGCCAGCUAGCACAGCUUGAUGGCGAGGGUAUCACGGCUGUACCUGCUGUUGCGCAGUUCCAUCCUACCAUGAACUGGGUUGCUGGUGGUAAUGGAAGUGGAAAGCUCGCCUUUUGGCAGUAGUCUUUGGGGUGGAGGAUAAUGUUUUAUGAAAUUUUGUUUAUUGCACCAAUGUAAAAGUUUCUGGAGGAGGGAGAGUCGUGUAUAGUACAGUAGGCUUUUUUUUUGGAAGAGAAUAUUAUAAUCACAUCUGCCAGUGCUACUUUUUUUUAUUACACUAC
Molecule: messenger RNA, 1842 nt
Organism: [Torrubiella] hemipterigena
Lineage: Eukaryota; Fungi; Ascomycota; Sordariomycetes; Hypocreales; Clavicipitaceae
Source: the annotation of a GenBank genome assembly